CCAUGAAGAUGCGCAGUCGCAACAUCGUCGCUCGGGCGGCAGCCAAGGGCCAACGCUUGUUUCUAUACACUCUUAUUUCCUUCGGGUUGACCACCAACGACAUUUGGAAGGCAGUGUGCACUGGCAGCCAAGUCGACGUCGCCGAGUCCGUUGUUCGCUCCACAAAUCUCGAUGUGUGGGACGACGCCUACCUCAACGUCGCGGCAUUGAACGGCCAUUUUGAGCUCGUGUGCUUCCUUGCCCGUCACCACCCUAGUGGUAUCAACCAGCAAACCAUCACGCUCGCCAUCAAGCAGAACCAACUGGCGACAAUCCAAGAGCUCCUCGGCCUUGGUCCGUCGCCAAAGCUCUUGGUGGAGCAUGCGCUGCAAGCGGCUGUCGAGCAUCGUCGUCUUGACAUUCUGCGCUGGCUCUGUACGCAGCGCGACGCGCGAGCUUUCUUCAAGGCGACGCGGGCCAUGGCCAUCUACUACUGCGCGCCGGUCGACAUCGUCGAAUGCAUCGGCGCCGCGUGGACCCAGCACGUGGCGAUGCAGCGGAUUCGCAUGGUGCUUCAGUCUGAGCGCCUCGUGACGACCAUUACGUCCUACCAAAAUGGCUUUGAUGCGAGCACGGUCGCCAUGAACGCGCUUUGCAAGGACCUUGCAACUUACCGCACCGAAGAUCGCAACCGUGCACUCGACUGGAAAUGGACGCGCGCAUUACGGUCUCGCCAAGAAAUUGGGUGCAUCGACGUUGCUUUGAACGCCUUUACAACGGUGCACCUCGAGCUCCUCGUGUUUCAGGCCAAGCUCGGCUUCAACGAGGGCUUCGUGUGGCGCGCGUAUGUUCACGAGGACCUCUCCUACGCGGCUGCGAAGGGCCACCUCAACGUGAUUCGGUUCUUUCACGAGCACGACUACGACGGCUUUGACAAGGACACGAUCGCGUUGGCUGUCGGCAGUGGCAAUCUGAAGCUUGUCCAGUUCCUUUUGGCGCACCGAAAGGAAAGCACGCUUUCCAAAGCUUUGCUGGCCGCAGCCGACAAAGACAAACUCGACAUCCUCCGCUGGUUGUGCGACCAACCGCGCGCCUCGCGCUAUCUUGAGGCGACCAUGCAGCAAGCGGAGACGAGUGCAAGCCGCAAGUGCAUCGAGUACCUCGCGACACUGCCACGCGCGGCCAAGCCAAUCUCCGACGAAUGCCCGCUCAAGCGCAAGGCCACCGUGUUGCUCUAA
Molecule: messenger RNA, 1217 nt
Organism: Saprolegnia diclina VS20
Lineage: Eukaryota; Oomycota; Saprolegniomycetes; Saprolegniales; Saprolegniaceae
Exons: 3
Molecular function (GO): protein binding
Source: RefSeq, a predicted model, not a curated record